CCCUUCAGAUGAUGCCUCACGCUAUCGAAGUCAAGCCAGUUAUAUUGUAGACUACUUGCUCUCAUCCCUGUCUUUCCAUUCUCGGAAUUAGAAACCUCAGAUCUAAAACCCUCGACACCCACUCCCCAAAUCAAGAUGAUGGACGCAACAAAACUAGAAGAACUGAAGCAAUUUAUUGAACAGUGCAAAUCCAAUCCUUCCAUCCUCGCCGAUCCUUCUCUUUCCUUCUUCCACGACUACCUCGAAAGUCUUGGUGCUAAGCUCCCUGGCUGUGCUCACAAGCACGACGACUCCAAAUCGAAGAGUUAUGUGGUCGAGGAGAGUGAUGAGGAAAUGGAGAAGGAAGAGUCACAAGGAGAACCUGAAGUCGAGGAGGAGGAGGAGGAGGAGGAGAUAAUUGAAUCCGAUGUUGAGCUCGAAGGCGAGACUGUUGAGCCUGAUAAUGAUCCUCCACAGAAGAUGGGGGACCCAUCUGUAGAGGUUACAGAAGAAAGUCGUGAUGCUUCUCAAGAGGCCAAGGCUAAGGCCAUGGAAGCUAUAUCUGAAGGUAAAUUGGAGGAAGCAAUUGAGCAUUUAACAGAAGCAAUUUCACUCAAUCCAACAUCUGCAAUCAUGUAUGCAACAAGAGCUACUGUUUACAUCAAAAUGAAGAGGCCCAAUGCUGCUAUCCGGGAUGCUAAUGCUGCUCUUGAGAUUAACCUGGAUUCAGCUAAGGGAUAUAAGUCCCGUGGCAUGGCACGAGCAAUGCUUGGUCAGUGGGAAGAUGCUGCUAAGGAUCUCCACCUGGCAUCAAAGUUAGAUUACGAUGAGGAGAUAAGUGCUGUACUUAAGAAGGUUGAACCAAACGCUCAUAGGAUUGAGGAACACCGCAGGAAGUAUGAAAGGCUACACAAAGAGAGGGAGGAUAGAAAGGCUGAGCGUGAGAGACAACGUCGUCGUGCUAAAGCUCAGGCCGAGUAUGAGAAGGCCAAGAAGCAAGAGCAAUCAUCUUCCAGUAGAAAACCUGGAGGCAUGCCAAGUGGAUUUCCAGGAGGAUUUCCAGGAGGGAUGCCCGGGGGAAUGCCUGGAGGGAUGCCCGGGGGAAUGCCUGGAGGUAUGCCCGGGGGAAUGCCUGGAGGCUUCCCGGGUGCCAUGCCAGGAGGGAUGCCUGGAGGCUUCCCGGGUGCCAUGCCAGGAGGGAUGCCUGGAAAUGUUGAUUUCAGCAAAAUAUUGAAUGACCCUGAAUUGAUGGCUGCAUUUAGUGACCCGGAAAUAAUGGCUGCCCUUCAAGAUGUAAUGAAGAACCCAGCUAAUCUUGCUAAGCAUCAAGGGAACCCCAAGGUGGCUCCUAUAAUUGCAAAGAUGAUGGGCAAAUUUGCCGGGCCUAAGUGAGUGGUUGUGGAACUUGACAUUGUGCUUGGGUUAGUCCUUGUGUGUUCCAGCGUCACAGCUUGAUAAAUCUUGUAUUGCGCUUUUGUUUUUCAAUACUGUGUUGGCACGGACCAAGUUACUUAGCCACUAAUUGCUGAGAUGGGGUUUUUUUCUCUCAUAUGACUACCAUCCAUCUCAUCAUAGAAUUCAGAGGAGAUUAUAUUUUAUUGCGAGGUUUUCAUGA
Populus nigra (black poplar) is the source of this 1594-nucleotide messenger RNA. RefSeq names its product FAM10 family protein At4g22670-like. Bases 136 to 1371 code for a protein of 411 amino acids. The transcript has 11 exons. Lineage: Eukaryota; Viridiplantae; Streptophyta; Magnoliopsida; Malpighiales; Salicaceae. The record is from RefSeq and is a predicted model, not a curated record. Gene Ontology annotation, molecular function: Hsp70 protein binding; protein dimerization activity.